Messenger RNA from Pseudophryne corroboree (corroboree frog), 2555 nucleotides. RefSeq names its product inhibin subunit alpha (gene INHA). Bases 593 to 1867 code for a protein of 424 amino acids. Lineage: Eukaryota; Metazoa; Chordata; Amphibia; Anura; Myobatrachidae. The transcript has 2 exons. Gene Ontology annotation, molecular function: growth factor activity; cytokine activity. The record is from RefSeq and is a predicted model, not a curated record. Gene Ontology annotation, cellular component: extracellular region.
GGAAGGUUUCACAUGAUACUGGCUAGCUGGUUAUAGUUACACGUUGCUCAAGACCAGCCUCUGAGUUUGAUCAUCCAUGAAACACAUGUUGUAAGAACAUAUACGCUGAUUAUCUUCACAUGUGGAAGGACACAGGGCAAAGUCUAUUGUGAGUCUGUUCCCCAUCUCAAGGCCUUGUCUGAAAAGGGGGGAAACUGUUCCCAUGUGAAACUUCUGGCUAGCUUGGUCUGAUCCCUGCUUUAUCCUUGGGGCAAACAAUACAUUCCAGGCGUCUGUUGCAGAUAAUAUUCUGUGUGUGUCCAGUGCCAAGUCCCUGCCAGCUUUGAUAGUGCAUAAGAGAAUCAGCAGAAGGACAGAACAGUCUGCAACAUCCACAGGGAACAGAGACUUCACAAAGAAAGUGAGACAACCAGAACAAGAUACAGAGGAUAUCUACGAAGGUCUGAGAGACAUACAGAAAGCAAUACACCCUUUGUCCUGGCAGAACUGGGAAUAGAGACAUACUGCACAUUUCUAGGUUGAGAAAUAGAUAUGGGAUGGGAGAAAGAAGACCUCUAGAGACAGAAGAGGAGGUCAGAGUCACAGGGGCAACAUGAAGAGCAAGGAUUGUGCAAGCUACAGGCCCCUCAUAACAAUGGGUUAUACACAUUUGCUUUGUACGUCUUACCUGAGAAUGUCCUCAACAAGUCUGGUUCUUCUCAUGUUCUUGGCAAUGAGUUGCCACAAAAUGGGGCAUAGCUGUGAGAUGCCAGAGGGAGAUCGUCAGAUCAUUCUGGAUAAGGUGAAGGCACGAAUUGUGGAGGCACUCGGACCUCCUCCGUCCACUGCUCCAUCAUCGACACCAUCUCCAUACCCAAUGGGAUACAUCAAGUCCGAGCAGAGGAGUCUGCGUAAGAGACACAGCCACAAUGGACCAGGUCUGGAGGACACUUCAGAGGUCAUUCUAUUUCCUUCAUCAGAUGUCCUGUGUGAGACUCCAACCCUUGAUGCUUCUAGGAAUGAAGCUGACAACAGCUUUACCUACAUUUUCCGUCCAUCUUCUCACAUCCUGAGCCGUAGAGUCUCAUCAGUACAGUUCUGGUUUUUCACUGGAGAGUCUCCAGUGGACAACUCCACGUGGCCCCAAACGAUGCCCAUUGAGGGUCUGAGUGUGUCUAGCAAAGCACUGUCUGACCAAUCUCUGUCCGAUGAGCAACAACUAUCACCCAAUGUAUCCUCCACAAUUGAUGAUAAGGAAAGUGAUGGCUCUGUCUCACCUGUUAAUAGUACCAAUAAAGAGGGAUCUCUACAGACUCUGAUGGACAUCCAAGUACUGUCAGAGCAGAAGCCGGUCACUGUGGCCACCUCCAAGGUACAGAAGAUGGAUGAUUGGUCUGUCUUUCACCUGGCUCCUGCUUUUCUGAAUUAUGUGACAAGGAGUCUUUUUGUGUUACUGGUCCAUUGUCCCACCUGCCCUUGUUCUGACCAACCUGAAAAUACCCCCUUCCUCAUGUAUAGCACUCGCCCUAGCCAGCGUGGCAGGCGAUCUGGCAUUCCAUGGUCUCCAUCUGCUCUGGAGCUGUUACAGCGCCCUCCAUCAUUAGGUGCAGAUAGUGCAGAAUGUCAUCGCGGUUCUCUAAACAUAAGCUUUGAAGAGCUGGGUUGGAACCAGUGGAUUGUUCAUCCUGGAACUUUUCAGUUCCAUUACUGCCAUGGCACUUGUUCCCCAAGCCAUGGCCUAAGCACUGCACUCCACUGGGGGCACUGUUGUGCUGCACAACCCAGCACCAUGAAGCCUUUGAGGGUCACCACCACCACAGACGGUGGAUUCUCCUUCCGAUAUGAGACUGUCCCGAACCUGCUGACCCAAGACUGCGCCUGCAGCUAAGUCUACUGCGCUUUGGUUCUGGAAAAUGCCAUUACAGUAUGAGUAACUGAAGCAGAGACCACCUAUUUCUGAUUUAGCUUGGAUUAACAUUAUCAACAUUUAUAAAGGCAGACUUGCAGAAAUUCAGUAUUUGUUUUAGAUAUUUUGUUAAUUCUUCUAAUUUAAUAUUUUGAACAGAAUCUAUAAUACUUCUUGUUCAAGGGGUUUCUGACAAUUGUUUAAAAACAACAUUAACCUGAACAUGGUACAUAUGUACAAUGGAGACUACUCAAAAUAUUUUAGAGAGUGUAGUUUAUUCGUCCACUAAUACUGGUCUAUAUAAUAUUUAGAUACAAACACUAUCGAUCCAAUUAUGCAAUGAAAGGACUUAUUUAUCAAACUUUACCGUGCCUUAAAUCUAGCAGAAACAGCAGGUGCUGUGUGAUUUUAGUAUCUUAGCAAUCUACUAAAGGCUGAAUGCUGAUAUGUCCAAUAUAUGUUUUUGACUCACCAGGCAUCCUGCUUUCUGGGGCCAAACACAGAACAAUAUUGGACCAAUUGGCUGAACAUUGGGACAGUAUUACAGUGUGUGGCAUCAACUUAUUGAGCUCCUGAAUGAUUUUAUCACUGAAGUAUUUUUAUACACACAUGAAUGGCUAUGCUUGAGAUUCAGAUGCAUACAAUAAUAAACUGCUUAAUUAUGAUUUUU